AGAGAGAAAGAGAGGGAGAGAUAGGGAGGGAGGGACUGACCAGAGUGACGGAGGGAGGAGGGACAGGAGGAGGAAAGUAGAGGAGAGGAAGAGAGAUAUUGAAAGAGUCAGCACAGUUAGCGAGUGAGGGAGAGAGCCAGUGAGAAGAGAGAAAGAAAGAGGGAGAAAGAGGGAGUAAAAAAAUAAAGAGCAAAAGAGGUACAGCUCAGCAAAUCAGGGCUUUCAGCCAGCAUAGCUAUUCCCUACUCAGCUGUUGUGUUCCAGCCAGAGAGGAGAGUUUCACUGCCUCUGAAAAGCGAGAUAGAGCAACAAAAAAACGAGAGAAAGGGAGAGGAAGAAGCUAACUCGCUGUGGAAGAGGGGGAGAGAGAGAGAGAGAGGGGGGGAGAGAGAGAGAGCAAGGGAGACAUAGAGAAAGAGAGAGAGAGGGGGAGAGAGAGAGAGCAAGGGAGACAGAGAGAGAGAGAGAGAGAAUAAGAGGUUCUCUGUUCAGAGUUUAGGAGGAGAAAAUGGAUUCCGACUCGGGGGAGCAGAGUGAGGGGGAUCUCUCUCCAGGCCAGGAGUGUUUCAACUCUCGCUCCCUGGCCCUCCAGGCACAGAAGAAGAUCCUAUCCAAGAUGGCGACCGUGGCGGUGGCCAACCUCCUGACAGACGACGUCAGCAGUGAGAUCCUGGACGAGCUGUACAAGGUCAGCCGGGAGUUCACCAAGAGUAAGAAGGAGGCCCACAAGAUCGUCAAAGACGUCAUCAAGAUCGCCCUGAAGAUCGGUAUCCUGUACCGCAACCACCAGUUCAGCCCAGACGAACUGGACACGGUCGAACGCUUCAAGAAGAAGAUGAACCAGGCAGCCAUGACGGCGGUCAGCUUCUACGAGGUGGACUACACGUUCGACCACCGCAUUCUGUCAGAGUUGCUGCUGGAAUGCCGGGAUCUUCUGCAUGCACUGGUGGAGCAGCACCUGACCCUGCGGUCGCACACUCGCAUCGACCACGUGUUCAACCACUUUGCCCAUGGGGAGUUCCUGGCCGAACUGUACGGAGACGGAGAGGAUUACAGACUGUACCUGAGGAAGAUCUGCAACGGGAUCAACAAACUGCUGGACGAGGGAACGCUUUAACCUCUGACCCCUGAUCUCUCACCUCUCACCUGACAUUUGACCUUGCUCCUCCCUUCCUAUUACUCAAUCUCCAUGGUUGUGGCUCAAUAAUCCCCCCUUUCUCCUGAAGUGUGCACUUGUUCACUUCCCUUCAUGGAUUUGAAAGGAAAUUAUUGGUAUAUGGAACUUCCUUGUAGCCCAUGCCUACACUAAUCUAAUAUUUUUACAUUUGUGGGGAUUAGCAGAUGAGUGCACACUUCAGGAAGAAGGAGAGAUUAUUGGGACACACUCCUCCUCUUCCUCUGGUCUCUCCACAGAUCUGCUUUCCCUCCUCUCAUUCCUUCUCUUUUUAAAAACCCUGAUCUGUUCUGUUCUACCUUUUUCCUCCUGUUCUCCCACUUCCUCCUCUCUUUUCUCUCCUCCUCUCCUACUUCCUCCUCUCUUUUCUCUCCUCCUCGCCAACUUCCUCCUCUCUUUUCUCUCCUCCUCUCCCACUUCCUCCUCUCUUUUCUCUCCUCCUCUCCCACUUCCUCCUCUCUUUUCUCUCCUCCUCUCCUACUUCCUCCUCUCUUUUCUCUCCUCCUCUCCAACUUCCUCCUCUCUUUUCUCUCCUCCUCUCCAACUUCCUCCUCUCUUUUCUCUCCUCCUCUCCCACUUCCUCCUCUCUUUUCUCUCCUCCUCUCCCACUUCCUCCUCCCUUUUCUCUCCUCCUCUCCCACAUCCUCCUCUCUUUUCUCUCCUGCCCGGAUCUCUCUUUUAUUCUACUGAGCUUCCUGGACAGGGAUGUGCUUUAAUCUUCCUCUCCUUGUUUCUCCCCUUAUUCUCCUGCUCCUCUACUUUCCUCUCCUUGUUUCUCUCCUUAUUCUCCUGCUCCUCUUCUUUCCACUCCUUGUUUCUCUCCUUAUUCUCCUGCUCCUCUACUUUCCUCUCCUUGUUUCUCUCCUUAUUCUCCUGCUCCUCUUCUUUCCUCUCCUUGUUUCACUCCUCAUUUCUAUGGAGUUUCCAUGACGUUGAUGAACUGUAUGUAUAAUUCUAAGAUAUUUAACUGGUGUCACAACUCUGUUCUGUGAGGUGUUUUCUCUACAUCCUUCUCCCUCACCCUCUCCCUCUCCCUCACCAUCCCCAAAGUUGGUAAGAGUGUGGCGCUAGCAAAUCCAAGGUAAUUGGUUCACUUCCCACAAGGAUCAUACACACAUAUUAAAGACAUAUUUACUCGCGGACAUUGUUCGGUUAGUGGCUUUGCAUAAAAGCAUCUGCUAAGUGACAGAUAUUAUACCCUAAUAGCAUCUAGGAAGUCACAUCAGGAGAGUGUGAAAUGGGGGGUGGAUCACCAGCUUAGCGUCUGAUAGGCUAUGACUGCGACUGGUCGUUCACAUAGCAACGUAGCCCACAUAAAACAACAAGACCCACGAGAGACCUGUGAAUCAGAAGACUUCUUUCCCUCUUUGGCAUUCAAGAAAUCCAGAAUCUGUGUUGAUUACGUGAUGGCAACAUUAUACAUACUGUAUUCUGUAGUGUUCGUACUUAUAGCUUUACUGCUCUGAAUCAAGGCCAAAAAGAAUGAUGAUGUUUUGUAAAUACACUGUUUGUUCUCUCUCCUUUUGUCAUCAUUACUGUGUGUGGGCGUCAUGAUGUCUUAUAUCAAGACCAGGAGUUUUUCCUGACCACGUGACCUUCAUUACCAGGAAAAAUUUCUGACCAUAUAGUACUGUAUACUGUAUACAUCGUUAACCAAUCACAGCCAACCGUUACCAUUUCCUGCCAAAUACUAAGCCUGGGAUUCAAUCUUCCACGCACUAUAACAAUCUUUGAAAGAAGGAGGCCCACAAGAUGUUUACCAUGAAUACAAUCUCCGGGAAUGUCAGGGCAAAUGCCUUUAAAAGCUGCAUUGUUGGUUGUAGUACGCCGCGGAUUGAGGCCAGGCCUAAAUGAAUCUUGCCGCUCUGAUUGUUAAGGCCUUGAUGAUAACUCUGUCCCUAUGGUGUUCUCUGCAUUUUCCCUAUAGAGCAGUGUUUUGUGUGUGUGUGUGUAUGUGUGUCUGUGUGUAUGUACACAUUUUACUAUACUUGAGAAUACAAAAAUAGUAAACCAACUCAAAUUCAGGGAAGUUAGGAAAUUUUGCCGGUCCUCACUUGCAAAAAUGCUUUUAAGGCUAGGGAUUAGGUUAAGGAUUAGUGUUAGAAUUAGGGUUAGGAUUAGAGGUUAGAGGUUAGGUUUAGGGUUACGGUUAGGGUUAGAAGUUAGGAUUAGGGGUUAAGGUUAGGGUUAAGGUAAGGAUUAGGUUUAGCGUUAAGGAAAAUGCGAUUAUGAAUCAAUUGUUGGUCCCCAAAAAGUCCUCACAAGUAUAGUAAGACGUACAGUAUGUGUGUGUGUGUGCUCGCGUGCGCAUCAUGUGUCUGUGUCUGUAUCCUCUCUGCCAGGGUGUAACAAGUUCAUCUUUUAAUAAAGAGUCCUUAUAAAUCA
Molecule: messenger RNA, 3559 nt
Organism: Oncorhynchus kisutch (coho salmon)
Lineage: Eukaryota; Metazoa; Chordata; Actinopteri; Salmoniformes; Salmonidae
Product: tumor necrosis factor alpha-induced protein 8-like protein 3
Exons: 2
Coding region: 509-1117 (202 amino acids)
Biological process (GO): regulation of apoptotic process
Cellular component (GO): cytoplasm
Source: RefSeq, a predicted model, not a curated record